UCUUUACAUUAUGGGCCUUAAAGAAGAAUUUGAAAAAGCCAAACAAUGGAUAGACUCUAGUUUUGAUAUUUUGACUGCCUCGAGUGAUUUGUCUGUUUUUGAGACAAAUAUUAGAUAUGUGGGAGGGUUGCUAUCUGCUUAUGCACUUACAAAAGAAAAGUUAUUUCUAACGAAAGCAAUUCAAAUAGCUGAUUUACUCCUUCCAGCAUUUGAUGCAUCGUCUACAGGCAUUCCUUUAGCUUUAAUUAAUGUCCAAACGGGGAAAGCAACAAAUUAUAAUUGGGCAAGUGGAGGUUGUUCUAUUUUAUCUGAAUUUGGUUCAAUUGAAUUGGAAUUUGCUUUUUUGUCUAAAAUUACUGGAAAUGAUACUUAUUUGUUAAAAUGUAGAAAAUUGAGAGAAUAUGUUAAUAAAUUGGAAAAACCUGAUGGUCUUUAUCCGGUAUAUUUUUAAAUUAAUUUAUGAUUUUUGGGGGUGCUUUUGGCUUUCCUUUUGUGAAAGAUUUAUUUUUCAUAUUUUUAUGGGAAUGGGAAAUCCUAUAAUAGAUA
Molecule: messenger RNA, 546 nt
Organism: Meloidogyne enterolobii
Lineage: Eukaryota; Metazoa; Nematoda; Chromadorea; Rhabditida; Meloidogynidae
Source: the annotation of a GenBank genome assembly